CACAGGCGUGUAGUGAACAGCUGAGCGCGAGCUGGAGCGCGAGUCCUGAGCGACUGCACGCGGAACAGCUAAGUCCUGUUUAUGUUACUGUUUCAGGACAAAAAAAACAACAACACUGUCAUCACUGGGGACUUAAACACGCACUGAACAGUUCUUCCGAAGUGACUGCAACAUCAUUUCCAGGAAACUCUUAGGGGGUGAUGCCAGAUGGGAAACGCUCUAUAAGCACAUCAGCAUCAUCUGGCUGCUGUCAUGACGACGGGCUGCUGCAGCCACUUUCCUGAGGUGUUGAUGGACCAUUCAGAUACUACGCCUCUCAGAAGCUCUACCGGACACGAGUCUGCUCCAAUGGAGAGCUCAGACUGCUGUGAACCCGCCCUUCCAGGAAAAGCUAUGGACUCUGAGGCAAAUCCAGCCAAUGAGGAGGCACAAUAUUGGAAACACAGGGCAGCAAAAGAUGGACAACAUACAAACAGUGCAGUAUUAGCCAAACAGAGUGCUCUAGUGGAGAGACCCAUGUGUAGGAUCUGCCAUGAUGGAGGGGGACAAGAGGAGUUGCUGUCCCCGUGUGAGUGCGCAGGGACGCUGGGCACCAUUCACCGUAGCUGCUUGGAGCACUGGCUCUCAGCCUCCAGCACCAGCUUCUGUGAGCUCUGCCAUUUCCAGUUCAGCGUGCAGCGCAAGGCACGACCUCUCCUCGAGUGGCUCCGUAACCCUGGGCUGCGUCAGGAGAAGCGCACACUGUUCGGGGACAUGGUGUGUUUCCUGCUGAUCACGCCAUUAGCCACCAUCUCAGGCUGGCUGUGUCUUCGGGGAGCUGUGGACCACCUGCACUUCUCCAGCAGACUGGAGGCUGUGGGCCUAAUCGCUCUCACUGUAGCUCUCUUCACCAUUUAUCUCUUCUGGACCCUGGUGUCUCUCAGGUACCACUGCCGUCUGUAUAAUGAAUGGCGUCAGACUAAUCAAAGGGUGGUGCUUCUGCUUCCCAAGUCCCACAGUGAUUCACUGGGAAAUCCGUCAGUGACAGGCCUGCUGAAUGUAAAACGACCGUCCAAAGAAUCUAUAGUGUGACUGCAUUUUUAAGUCCACAUAAACUCAGAGUGCACAGAAGACUGGCCUGAGAGGAAAGGCCAAGAACUGUUGGAAGAAACAGUGACACUGAUUCUACUGUUUAAUUCUGAAAAAGACUACUGAGGAACCAUGGACGCAUUUCAGAGCUUUGAAGGAAUCCAGCUGCCUGUGGACUUUGUUAGCAAGUUGCUAACAUUAUCUGUGGAUGGACGUUAAGGACUGUGUAAUACAUUUCGUCUUGUUGAUUACGCAACAGUAUGGAUCCAUACCUUUUUUUGUUUUGUCUUUUGACACACAUAUAUAUAUGGGAUGUCGACAUGUCCAGUAACAUCCCACAGAGGUUUUAUUUUCAGCCUGACGCCUGUAUGAUAAUUCUGCUAAGGAGAUGCAGUCAGUUAUUUAUGAGAGAAACUUACUUUGUCAUUCUUUUUUUUUUUUUUUUUUUUUUGACCAUUAUUUGUUUUGUAAAUGGAAUACAUGUAAUGUUUUUAGGUAAGGGGUCCCCAGUCAAGGAAUCUGCAAUUUAAGAGCUUUUCCUGCUUUUUCCGUUGUAAAUUCACAAGUUAUUAUUUGCAAGUUGUCAUUUGUGUUAAAGUACCUCAAGCUCAGUAAGAGAAAUACCCUGUGAGGAGACUUUUUUAAUUAACCUUAGAGCCUUUGUAAUGGUUUCACAUGUUUGAAAAAAUUGUUCUGAUAAUAAAUGUCAUUUAAUAACAUUUACAUACAGUAGGUUAAAUUCAAGAAAUUAAAAUCCUUAAUUAUGAUUCAACUUUAGUUGACUGUUAAAAAAAACCCUACUUUUUUCCCCCCACUUGAUCAGAUAAGUAUGGGUGCGUCACAUGAUUAGCAACGUUAACAUCUCAUCACAGUGCUAGUGCUUAGUACACCACGUGUUUGUGUAUAAAAUGCUAAAAUACCUAUAUGAUACCUAAAUGCAGUGAUCACAGGCACUGAUAGAGAAAAGAAGCUGAGGAAGAACUGAGUAACAAUAAUCACUUCAUUUUCUGUGAGAGGGUGAAAUGAGUGGCUAAGCAUGUUGCUAAUUUUGAUUCAUAUGGGGCUAACUGACAUCAUUGACUGCCAUAGUCUGAGUCAACCUGACCUGAAAAACAGCAGAUAAAAGACAUUUUUUUAAAUCUGUCAUCAUGAGAAGACCAACACUGUUCUUUCCUGAGCAGUUCUCCACAGGAGCUAAAGCUAAUACUAAGAAGCUGUUUUGUAAAGUAAAAAAAAAAAAACAAUAAUAAUAAAUAAGGGGACAUGUGC
Molecule: messenger RNA, 2337 nt
Organism: Pangasianodon hypophthalmus (striped catfish)
Lineage: Eukaryota; Metazoa; Chordata; Actinopteri; Siluriformes; Pangasiidae
Gene: marchf3
Product: E3 ubiquitin-protein ligase MARCHF3
Exons: 6
Coding region: 253-1071 (272 amino acids)
Biological process (GO): protein ubiquitination
Molecular function (GO): zinc ion binding; ubiquitin-protein transferase activity
Source: RefSeq, a predicted model, not a curated record